Diabrotica balteata is the source of this 423-nucleotide messenger RNA. The record is from the annotation of a GenBank genome assembly. Lineage: Eukaryota; Metazoa; Arthropoda; Insecta; Coleoptera; Chrysomelidae.
AUGAGAUUUGCAGGUGACAUGGUAAUUAUGACUGAGAGUAUAGAAGAACUACAAACUUUAUUAGAUGAAAUAAAUAGUGAAUGCGGAAUGGGUCCAAUAAAUAGUCCAAUAAAUAAUGAACAACUCACCCUUGGUGGACAGCAAAUAGAGAGAGUGACAAAAUAUAAAUAUCUGGGAGCUUACAUCAAGACAGAAUUAGAUCCAGAACAAGAUCCAUGUUACGUCUGGUCCCAACUAUUCUAUGGGAUUAAAACAUGGACGUUAAAAGCGCAAAUAGUUAAGAAGCUUGAAGCCUUUGAACUUUUGAUAUACCCGAGAAUGUUGAGAAUUCCAUGGACUACCAGGGUCACCAAUGAGGAAGUGUUGAGAAGGAUGGUUAGAGACAAAAAAGACUGCAUACCUUGGACACAUACUGAGAAAUGA